AUGGAAGAGAAAGCGUUAGAAGUUUACGAUGUGAUCAGAACCAUCCGUGACCCGGAAAAGCCCAACACACUAGAGGAACUUGAUGUGGUGACAGAGAAGUGUGUGGAGGUCCGCGAGUUGGGCCCCGAAGAGUACCUCAUCAUCAUCAAGUUCUCCCCGACCGUCCCGCACUGCUCGCUAGCCACCCUAAUCGGUUUGUGUUUACAAGUCAAGCUUCAGAGAUGUCUUCCCUUCAAACAUAAACUGGAGAUUUACAUCAGCGAGGGGACGCACACCACCGAAGAGGACAUCAACAAGCAGAUCAACGACAAGGAACGGGUGGCUGCCGCCAUGGAGAACCCCGACCUCAGGGACAUCGUGGAGCAGUGCGUCAUUGAACCUGACGACUGA
Molecule: messenger RNA, 390 nt
Organism: Nerophis lumbriciformis (worm pipefish)
Lineage: Eukaryota; Metazoa; Chordata; Actinopteri; Syngnathiformes; Syngnathidae
Source: RefSeq, a predicted model, not a curated record